CGUCACGUUGAGGGGGGGGGGGUUCACUCGGGGGGUCUUGCCCCUCUCCAUACCUCCCAGCAGCCGGCACUUGGGGUUGAAGACAUAGGAGGGCUGCUCCUUAUACAGCGCCAUCUCCUGGGCUGGCGGGCAGCGGAAGAAGAGAGAAGAUCUGGACCGAGCCAAAAGGGAGCUGUGGGGAACUGUAGGUUAUGAACAACACUAAAUACGACUGGCUGUCCGUGAAACCAGCGGAACCAACACCUACUCAGUGCUGCGGAAGCGGCUGCUCCCCCUGUAUAUUCGAUCUUUACCAGGCUGAGCUAGAAUUAUGGGAGAAAGCUAAAGAACGAGAUGAUCCCAACCUCCUCCGAAAAGUCAAAGUAAAGACCCAAGAUGUACGUCUGAGUCCAGAAACAUUCACAGAAUUCAGGCUUUGCUCUGUGGAACGGGAGACGGAGGACACAAAUCGCUACAGAUUUCAGCUGCCAUCUGGUGGGAGUUUAGGACUGAAGUUGGGACAGCAUCUUGUACUAAGAGGCAUGGUAAAUGGGGUGGAGAUCCAAAGAGCAUACACCCCCAUUAGUUCCAUUGAUUCCAAGGGCCAUUUUGAACUUUUAUUAAAGGUUUAUGAGCAUGGCUUGAUGUCGCAGUAUAUAAAAUGCUGGAGGCAAGAAGACUAUGUUGCAUGGAGGGGACCAUUUGGAGGUUUCUUAUACAAACCUAAUAAGUACGGGGAGCUACUGAUGUUGUGUUCGGGAACAGGCAUAGCCCCGAUGCUACCAAUCUUGACCCAUGUGACGGACGAUGAAGACGAUGAGACCUUCUUAACACUGGUGAUCUGUGCUAGAGAUUUUCAGAAUGUUUAUAUGAAGAACUUCCUUAAGGAGCAGUCAAAAUACUGGAAUGUCAGGAUAUUCUUUGUCCUUAGCCAAGAACGAUCCUUGGAAAAUCUGCCCCUGAGUUAUAAGGGAAACUCAAAGCUUGGAAGAAUAGACUCUCUGUUCCUGGCAAAGGUACUGGAGACAUGUAGGAGAAGACCCUACGUGCUUAUUUGUGGUUCGGUACCAUUUACAGAGGACAUGACUCAUAUGUUAAAACACCUAGGACAUAAGGACACAUCCAUUUUUUGCUUUUAACAAAUGUGAAUCAAAUAUGAAGGGAAAAUAAUAUUUUGUGGCAGAUGAAUAGCAGUCGCUUUUCUUGCAAAGUGGAUCCCUAAAAUGAGGAGAAUUGGUGUCUGCCUCAUGUUUUUGUGGGUUUUUUUUUGUUUGUUUUUUUACUUCCUCCGGAUCAACACUAUAGGAUACUAUAGGGCAGUGGUCUUCAACCUGCGGACCUCCAGAUGUUGCAAAACUACAACUCCCAACACUAUAGGA
This is a messenger RNA of Hyla sarda, 1358 nucleotides long. RefSeq names its product NADH-cytochrome b5 reductase-like (gene CYB5R5). Lineage: Eukaryota; Metazoa; Chordata; Amphibia; Anura; Hylidae. The record is from RefSeq and is a predicted model, not a curated record. Bases 192 to 1118 code for a protein of 308 amino acids. Gene Ontology annotation, molecular function: oxidoreductase activity. The transcript has 8 exons.